CACGAGGAGGCCGUGCGAGUCGGGCGGUUCCGGCGCCAGGGCUGAAGGAACCGCGGGGGUGGGGCGAGGGACGCCCGUGCGGCGGGUGCGUCUGCCCUCAGUGAGGCGGGGCGCGCGGCGGGCUCCCCCGGGCAGGGGCGGGAGUGACGGAGGGGCCGGACCGGUUGGCUGGAAAAGGGGCGGUGAGCGCUGCUCCGGUCUUUAGGCGAGGCUUGGCCUCCCCAGCAGAGACGGGGGGAAGCGGCGGCAGUGGAGGCGGCCCUCGGGCCGGCUCGUGAGACGAUGGCGGCGCCAGCCCCGGGGGCAGGGGCAGCCUCGGGCGGCGCUGGCUGUAGUGGCGGCGGCGGUGCGGGCGCCAGCUCGGGCUCUGGGUCCACGGGGAUCGGGGGCCGGCUACCCUGCCGAGUGCUGGAGUUGGUGUUCUCCUACCUGGAGCUGUCCGAGCUGCGGAGCUGCGCCCUGGUCUGCAAGCACUGGUACCGCUGCCUGCACGGCGAUGAGAACAGUGAGGUGUGGCGGAGCCUGUGUGCCCGCAGCCUGGCAGAAGAGGCUCUGCGCACGGACAUCCUCUGCAACCUGCCCAGCUACAAGGCCAAGGUACGUGCUUUCCAGCAUGCCUUUAGCACUAAUGACUGCUCCAGGAAUGUCUACAUUAAGAAGAAUGGCUUUACUUUACAUCGAAACCCCAUUGCUCAGAGCACUGAUGGUGCAAGGACCAAGAUUGGUUUUAGUGAGGGCCGCCAUGCAUGGGAAGUGUGGUGGGAGGGCCCUCUGGGCACUGUGGCAGUGAUUGGAAUUGCCACAAAACGGGCCCCCAUGCAGUGCCAAGGUUAUGUGGCAUUGUUGGGCAGCGAUGACCAGAGCUGGGGCUGGAAUCUGGUGGACAAUAAUCUACUACAUAAUGGAGAAGUCAAUGGCAGUUUUCCACAAUGCAACAAUGCACCAAAAUAUCAGAUAGGAGAAAGAAUUCGCGUCAUCUUGGACAUGGAAGAUAAGACUUUAGCUUUUGAACGUGGAUAUGAGUUUCUGGGGGUUGCCUUUAGAGGACUUCCAAAGGCCUGCUUGUAUCCAGCAGUUUCUGCUGUAUAUGGCAACACAGAAGUGACUUUGGUUUACCUUGGAAAACCUUUGGAUGGAUGACAGUGGCUUUCUUAAGAUGAAAGACAGAGUGGAGGAGAUAUCUGCUUGUGGAAAGUAGAACCAUGAAGUGACAGUGUCAUACAUGCAUGUCCAAGAAACAUCCUGAAAAACACGUGAAAUUGUUAACUGGAGAAACAGCUCUACAGCAAAGAUUAUCUUAGUGUUUCCUCUUUCUACUGGGCCAGAAAAAUCCUCAGGGUUGCAGUUGGUUGAGUGGGCAGUUGACAUAUGCAUGUUGCAACAGAUUUAUCUCUAAGCUAGCAAUGUGUUAUUUCCAACUUUUAAGGUGAGAUCUUAGAGAUGCUGUACAAGGGAUAAAAUAAGGAAGUAGCAAAAAUUUUUAAGUAGUGUGUUUUUGAAGAAAGACUGAUCCUGUUUUACAACUGCCUGUUUUUUCCCCAGACACUUUUUUCCCAGCCAGCUUGACUAUUAGAAAAAUACGAAACUGGCUGGGUUUUAUUUAAUAUUUUUAAUAUAUCGAGAAGCAUGGUCUGCUUGGACUGCACUUCUCUAACAGUGAGAUGUAAAAUUGUGCAGCUAUUUUAAAAGUUGUAUAUACAAUGUGUGUGUAAAAAACAACAACAAAAAAUACAGGACAAAGAGGUUGCUUUGUUCUAGUUAAAUUUCUUAAAAACCACUACAUGGUAUAAAAUUAAAAUAAUACAUAGGGACAAUUCGGUAUAACUACAAUGAAGAGGAUUUUAAGAGGAGAUGUGUUGUAUUAGCUCAUUUUAUAUUGUAUUUGGUUUACAGUUUCCAUAGUUAUUAUAGUCUAUUUUGUCUUUUUGUCAAAAUUAUUGUAAAAAUCCUUUAAUAUACUGGGUAAAGAUUGAAGGAAAGCAAAUUUAUUUCUAAUUAUAUAUAAAAUUAUAAUAGUAUCUGGUUUAUUUUUUGACUUUCUGAGAAAUUGUCUCAUAGAAACACAAAAUAUUGCCAAUUGCUCUUAUAGACCUCGAAUAAAAGCUGCUAGUCGCAGACCUCAGAAAAAGAAUUGAUUAAUGGUCCUUUUAUUUUAUAAUUUUAUAAUUCUGUAGAUAUUAUACUUUUUUAAUUUCACAUUGUUUACAACAUGCAACAAUCUAAGCCUCAAACUCUUCAUUGGGGUUAUCAAGAAAAUGUUUACUCACCCGCCUGGAACAGUGCCAGCCUGAACCCAUGUUAAGAAUGUUCUUAAUCUUACAGAUAAUUGCCCCCAUGGGACUUGAAAUAAAACACCUUGUGCUGAAAACUUCAGGUUGGCAGUAUUUUGAAGGUUUCACUAGAGGAGAGCUUAACAUUAAUUCCUAUUCUGAAUUUUUGACUAAUAAAUUUUGAUUUCACAACUAUUUCAAAUUAAUAAUCUAACAUGCAUUAGUUGAGAUUUUCUUUUGUUGGAAGAGAAACAAACAUCUUUCUGUAUGAAAGCAUAAAUUAUAUGAUUUCAGAUACAUAUUUGUGAUAAGAAUUGACUAAGGCAAGUGGAGUCUUUGUACUUUUUAAGGUUAUGGUUGUAUGCAUAUUCUGUCUUAAAUCUAAUAAAGUUAGGGACAGCAAGCAGCUGGCUGGGGUUUUUGGGUUGCUCCUUGCAAUUUAAGAUUAUCGAUACUCCUUGAAGCGGGGGAUUUCAGUCAUGAACAAAGAUUUAUUUUUGCCAUGUGACAGGUUUACAAAUAUUUGUUGUAUAUUUUGUAUGUUGCUUAAAGAUUAAAUCAGUUAAAGAUUCUUUUCAAUAUCUAUGUCAAACAGAAACCUGGAAACCAUAUUUAAUAGUACAGAGUGAAAUUAUAUGUUACAUGUAUUAGAGAAUAUAGCUGUUACAGGAAUUGAUUUUUGUUGCUGUGGAAUGACUCUAUUUGGCAAAGUUUAAAGUUUGAUUAAAGAAGAGAACUAGUUCAGGAUGAAGAUUGAGCUAGUUAGAACAUUAAAAAGUCUUUUAAGUACUUGUUUGUUUUUCAGGUUGUGAUAUGGCCGAUUCUAAGAUCUGUGGCUGAGAAUUUUGUUUAUAACUUGUGUUUUGUCUUACUCGUAAACAUUUAUUUUGUAACAGAGUUUUGAAGGUGCUGAAUGGAAAACAGAAACACAUGAUUAUUGCAUAUUGAACUUAUAAUCAAAUAAUUGCCUAAAUAUUUAACAACAAGCUAUUCUUAUCUCAAAGAUUUACUAUAAAUUCCCUAACAUCCCAUUUGCAAAUUUUAUAAAAUGCAGGUCCAUAUUUAGCACAAGCAUUGAGGGAAUGAAGAGCCUUUGUUUAUAACCUGAUAAAUGAAUUUGUUACUGGAGACCAAUUGUAGCUAUAUGGAAUAUUAAAACAAACUACUAUACUACAAUGUUCAAGGAAAUGAAAUAUUUUUUUCAUUGGUGCUGAGAGAACAUUUAGGUAAACGACAGUUGCACUUGAAGAUUGAGUAUAAAUUAUUUAAACCAGUAGUUCCCAACCUCAGCUGUACUUUGGAGUCAUGUGUGCUUUGAAAAAUAUCGAUAGUUGGGUGCCAUGCCCUAACAUUUUGAUGUUGAGCUGGGAUAUAAUAUGACCAUAAGAAUUUAAAAAACAAAAACUUCCUAGAUGAUUUUCAGUAUGCUUCCAAGGUUGAGUUCAAAAUUCACCUUAAGUUUUCUCAUCUGCAAAAAAAAAAAAAAGUAUCCUUGCUCCUUCCCCUCACUACCUCACAAGAAUAUUGAGGAUAGAGAAAAUAAUGCAAAAGGGCUUGUGUGAUGGAUAAAAAGUGCUAUUGAAAGCCAGAGUAUUUGUUGUAUUUCAACUGAAACUAUGUGCAGGAAAAAUGUGUAACUGAAUUUACUUUGUUGACUUGAGAAACCAGGAGCUUUCUCUACUUCUUAACUUUAGUGAAGCAUGCUGAUGUGUAAGCAGACAUUACUAUUAUUCUCAUUCAUACUAUGAUAUUCUGUCAUACUUGAGAUAGACCAUUUUAAAUUAUCUAGUUUUACAAAGGAAAGAAGAAAUAUUAAGGCUUAAAGUCUGUAAUGGCCAGUGGCUCAUUAUUCAUUAAAACAUUUCAUA
This is a messenger RNA of Phyllostomus discolor (pale spear-nosed bat), 4138 nucleotides long. It is a transcript of the gene FBXO45, whose product is annotated as F-box protein 45. NCBI's taxonomy places the organism in Eukaryota, Metazoa, Chordata, Mammalia, Chiroptera, Phyllostomidae. Gene Ontology annotation, cellular component: synapse; SCF ubiquitin ligase complex. Gene Ontology annotation, molecular function: protein binding. The transcript is spliced from 3 exons. The coding region runs from base 283 to 1140 and encodes 285 amino acids. The record is from RefSeq and is a predicted model, not a curated record. Gene Ontology annotation, biological process: proteasome-mediated ubiquitin-dependent protein catabolic process; synapse assembly involved in innervation.